Nerophis lumbriciformis (worm pipefish) is the source of this 5665-nucleotide messenger RNA. The record is from RefSeq and is a predicted model, not a curated record. NCBI's taxonomy places the organism in Eukaryota, Metazoa, Chordata, Actinopteri, Syngnathiformes, Syngnathidae.
AUGGCAACGAUUGACCCGAACGAGUCCCCUCCUCCUUACUACUCAAUCGCUGUGCAUGCCCAGCCCCCCCUCAAGUCCUAUGAAGAGGUGGUGUAUGGCGUGGGGCCGGGCCACACCGUCGCCAACCAGCAUUAUGUCCCCCAGUAUGCGCCGCCUGUGGCAGCUACCCAAGUAGCGCAGCUGAACACGCCCCACAGAAGCAGGAGGAGGGGAUGCUGUAAAAGUAACGCCCAGUGUUACGGAGGGUCAGCCGGGUCUUUUCUGUUGUUAGCCUUGCUGGCUGUGGCUAUCUGGGUUGCAGUGCACUUUAGCACCAGGUUGGUGACUCAGUCGUUUAUCAAUAGCAACAACAACAACCAGCAAAAUGGGGGCCCAAGCAACAGCCGACCGCCUUUGAGGAAUGACACUUGCCCUGAGAAUACGACCAUCGAGUGUGAUGGCGUCAGGGACUGCGAGAUGGGCUCUGACGAAAUGGACUGCGUGAGGUUCGCGAGUGUCAACCGUCUGCAGGUUAGGACCGCCGAAGAUGGCCGCUUUCUUCCAGUCUGCUCCAGUGGCUGGAACCAAGACAAUGCCGACCAGACUUGUGCCCAGCUUGGCUUUAGAAGCUCCUUCAUUAGCAAGAAUAUCACAUCCCAGGACUCCCUUGGUUUGAUGGUGACCAACAGAUCGUCUGAAAACAUUCAGGGCACGGUAGAAGUCAGUUCCUCCUGUCCAGACCAAAACAUUGUCUCCCUGCAGUGCGUAGACUGUGGCCGGCAGCAGUCCACAUCUCGCAUCGUCGGAGGCAGCGUUGCACAGAGGGGUCAGUGGCCUUGGCAGUUAUCUCUGCACUUUAGGGGCUCCCAUGUGUGUGGAGGGGUCCUGAUUGCGCCCGAUUUUGUGCUGACUGCCGCCCACUGCUUCCCGGGGGCUGUCCCUUCAAUGCAAUCGCCGCAGUUUUGGCAAGUGUACGGAGGCGCUGUGUCUCUGGAUAAUCUACCUCAGCCCUUCCUGGUUGAGAGUAUCAUACUGAAUGAAAACUACGACAACAGGACCAAUGAUCAGGAUGUCGCUUUGCUCAAGCUGACAGCUCCAGUUGAUUUUGAUGAUGAUGUUCACCCAGCAUGUCUGCCAGUUAGAGAACAGCCAUUUCCUCACGGUACCACGUGUUGGACCUCAGGCUUUGGCACCACCCAGGCGGGAUCAGGUGUUAUCUCGACUGAUCUGAUGGAGGUGACAGUGGACAUCAUCGGCACAGACGUCUGCAACAACCCUCAGGUGUACGCUGGAGCUGUGACUGCCAACAUGAUCUGUGCUGGACACCUGGAUGGAGGACGAGAUUCCUGUCAGGGCGACAGUGGUGGGCCUUUGGUGUGUCAGACUGAUGACCUGUGGUACCUGGUAGGCAUCACCAGCUGGGGGGCUGGCUGUGCUCAGACAAACAGGCCGGGGGUUUACACCAGAGUCAGCAAUGUUCUUCCUUGGAUCUACACCAACAUGCAGCAUGAAAGGCCUUAAUGUCACUUCUUGCUGCCGGCUGGCUGUCUGGUUUCCCCUCGUCUGCAUUGAACUCUGCACUGUGAAGCUGUCUUCCAACAAAGAUGGAUGGACCAAUGAGGGGACGCUCCAGACAAGAAAAGACAGAUGGAUUAAAGGUUGCUAAUGUUGGAGACGGAGGGGAUGAGGCAAGAUGUACAAGUAGUACCAAAUGUCAUGUUUACAGCCCUGUGUUGAUUCAUCUAUUGCCUGUGCACUAAUUCCUUACUCUGAUAUCACUAAUCUAAUGUGUGAGAUGCCAAACUGCAACAGUGGAACCUCUAUAGUGGAACUAGGAAUUUGAUCACAUCUAUUUAGAUUUUGUUUUGGCUUUUUGUGGCUUCUUUUUUUAAAUUUUCAACACGUAUUCCAAAAAGAAGUGCAGACGACUCUUAUCAAGGCAGCAUGACUCGGACUUCACAAAAAAUGAGGUGUGGUGCAUCUGUGAUGUAAAUCACCUUCGCAGUACACCGUUUGUCAUUGAAAUUCAAGCUGUUUUUUUUUGUUAUUAUUUAUACAUGUUACAGGGGUUAACUUAUUUUUACACUUGCACAGAAAUGAAUACUAAACAAUGAGAUGUGUGAGUUGUACCUGCAAAUGAAAUCACUUUUAUUAUAAGUAGAGAUGUCCGAUAAUGGCUUUUUUGCCGAUAUCCGAUAUUCCAAUAUUGUCCAACUCUUAAUUACCGAUUCCGAUAUCAACCGGUACCGAUAAUAUACAGUCGUGGAAUUAACACAUUAUUAUGCCUAGUUUUGUUGUGAUGCCCCGCUGGAUGCAUUAAACAAUGUAACAAGGUUUUCCAAAAUAAAUCAACUCAAGUCAUGGAAAAAAAAUGCCAACAUGGCACUGCCAUAUUUAUUAUUGAAGUCACAAAGUGCAUUAAUUUUUUUUAACAUGCCUCAAAACAGUAGCUUGGAAUUUGGGACAUGCUCUCCCUGAGAGAACAUGAGGAGGUUGAGGUUGGGGGGAGGAGGGGGUAGCGGGGGAUGUAUAUUGUAGCGUCCCGGAAGAGUUAGUGCUGCAAGGGGUUCUGGGUAUUUGUUCUGUUGUGUUUAUGUUGUGUAACGGUGCGGAUGUUCUCCCGAAAUGUGUUUGUCAUUCUUGUUUGGUGUGGGUUCACAGUGUGGCGCAUAUUUGUAACAGUGUUAAAGUUGUUUAUACGGCCACUCUCAGUGUGACCUGUAUGGCUGUUGACCAAGUAUGAUUUGCAUUCACUUGUUGUGUGUGAAAAGCCGUAGAUAUUAUGUGAAUGCCUUUAAGGGUUAUUGGCGCUCUGUACUUCUCCCUACGUCCGUGUACCACUCCGUACAGCGGUGUUUUAAAAAGUCAUACAUUUUACUUUUUAAAACCGAUUCCGAUAAUUUCCGAACCGAUCCCGAUAAUUUCCGAUAUUACGUUUUAAAGCACUUAUCGGCCGAUAAUAUCGGCAGCCCGAUAUUAUCGGACAUCUCUAGCUAAAACAUUGGAUUUGUGUCAUGCAUCUGUGAAGACAUCUUUACAAUACACCUGUGUCAUUUAAGUUAAGGCACUCUUAUAACAUUUUUUAGUUUCUUUUUACAUUUUUACCGUUUGUUAUUACAGUUAAAGCGUGGUUACAGGGGUUAACUUCUUUUCUCUUACAUUUAAAAUCAAAAUUGUUACAAGGCGAGCGCCUCUCUGACACACCUCAUUGAUACUGUGCCUUCAUCGUUAAUCACUGAGGUUAAGCAUGAGUGUUAAUGUUUUGAAUAUGAUUGAUCAUAAUUCUUUAUAUAUAAUAUACUUAGCGGUGCUUUACAAAAUCAACUUUUUAAGACGUGGAUUUUAAAAAUGUUGCCUGCUAAUCUAACGCUUGUGUGAUGGCUACAGCUUGAUCCUGGAACAGACCAUUUUUUUACUAUUUCCUAAGGCAUGGGUGUCAAACGUAAGGCCCGAGGGCCGGAUCAGGCGCCCGAACAGGUUUUAACUGGCCCCCGAGACGAGUUUGCUAAGUAUAAAAAUCAACCUGAAAUUUUUGAAUGAAAGAAAAAGCUGUUCUAAAUGUGUCCACUAGAUGUCGCAAUAGCUAUUAUUUGUAUCUUUGUAUAUGAUGCUACAUAUGUACAAAAUAAACCACAUGAUGUUAGUGCAGCAGUCAAGGAAAAUUAACAAACUACAUAAAUAACAUUUUGUAAUUUGAUGUUGAUAUAAUUUUUUUUAUCUUGAUAGAUUGAAAAUCAACACCAAUGAGUUGACUGGUGAACAUCAUUACAUCAUUUACUCAGAAAAUAUAAAUAACGACAAAUAAAGAUGCAAUGCUAUUAACUGCAAGAUGUACCAUAUUUUUCUGAUUAUAAAUCACAGUUUUUUUUCAUAGUUUAGCGACUUAUGUGUGAAAUUAUUAACACAUUACCGUAAAAUAUCAAAUAAUAUUAUUUGUCUCAUUCACGUAAGAGACUAGACGUAUAUCAGCAAUCGUCUCACACACACACACGUCAACCAAUACAAAUUCGGCGGGGGCGGGUCAUGGCAGAAGUGCAUUGUGAAAAAAAAGAUGCGACCUGCUAUUCCGUACCUAUGAAAAUUGAUCAGGAGUGACAGAUUGUUUUGGUAAACGUAUAGUAUGUUCUAUAUGUUAUAGUUAUUUGAAUGACUCUUAACCUAAUAUGUUACGUUAACAUACCAGGCACGUUCUCAGUUGGUUAUUUAUGCGUCAUAUAACGUACACUUAUUCAACCUGUUCACUAUUCUUUAUUUAUUUUAAAUUGCCUUUCAAAUGUCUAUUCUUGGUGUUGGGUUUUAUCAAAUACAUUUCCCCAAAAAAUGAGACUCAUACUCCAGUGCGACUUAUAUAUGUUUUUUUCCUUCUUUAUUAUGCAUUUUCGGCCGGUGCGACUAAUACUCCGGAGCGACUUAUACUCCGAAAAAUACAGUUUAUGAUUUGCCUGAGAAUCUGGACAGGACCAAAAAAAAAAAAAAAAGACAAAAAAAAAAAAGACAAAUGGCUAUUUUAAUAACAUGCAACAAACAAAAUAUCUGUUAGCAUGGUUUUACAGCAGGGGUCUCAAACUCAAUUUACCUGGGGGCCACUGGAUGCAGAAACUGGGUGAAGCUGGGCCGCAAGAAAAGAUUUCUUAAAAAAAAUCUAACAUGCACGCCCUAGCAACCAUCUCACUCACCAUGUAGCUAGUUUUGACUGCUGCAUCGCUCUUUUCGGUUGCUUUCUUGAAGAAAUCUUGUUACCUCAGUAGACUGGUUUUAAAAUGUGCAACCUGGUUCACUCUCUCAUCUCCCUGGUAUUUUGCAUACUCCUCAGCAUGUCUAGUUGUAUAAUGACCUUUCAAAUUGUAUUCCUUGUGCACCGCAACUUUCUCUGUGCAAAUAAGACAUGUCGGGGUGCUCCUGUGCUCAACAAAGAAAUAUUGCAUCUCCCACUUUUCCUGGAAUUGUCUUUGCUCAUCACUAACCUUUCUCUUCACUGCAGGCUUUGAAAAAUACAUGUUUGGGGUUGUGGAAUAUAUUUGUAUUUAGCCGACGUUCUCAGUUGGUUAUUAAUGCGUCAUAUAAGGUACACUUAUUCAGCCUGUUGUUCACUAUUCUUUAUUUAUUUAAAAUUGCCUUUCAAAUGUCUAUUCUUGGUGUUGGAUUUUAUCAAAUAAAUUUCCCCAUAAAAUGCGACUUAUACUCUAGUGCGACUUAUAUGUUUUUUCCUUCUUUAUUAUGCAUUUUCGGCUGGUGCGAUUUAUACUCCGGAGCGAUUUAUAUUCCGAAAAAUACGGUAAGUGUAAAAAAAACCAAAAAAAUGCAUCAUGAUUUGUACAUUUUCAGAAUGUGCUUGUUCUAUUUUUAAACAAAGAAAACAAUCUGAAGUUGUCUUUAUUUUUAAGUUAUUGUGCCGUGAUUUUACCAGUCCGGCCCACUUGGGAGUAGAUUUUUCUCCAUGUGGCCCCCGAUUUAAAAUGUCCUAAGGGGAAAUCCACUAUAGAUGUUCCACUGCAAUAAAUACACAUUCAUAGAGAUGCCGCCACAUAUCUGACUUAAAACUAUAAAGGGCACUUUAUUAUAUGUGUCGAGCAUUACUAAUUAUGAUAUGUACACUGUGAUUUUUUCAAAUAUAUAUAUAAAUCAAAUGUCAUAUUUAUGAACACAUUUUUCCGGGUGAUUAAAUGUCCAAAUAUGAAUAAAUGUU